CUACAAGUGGCCCAUCUUUCAUUGCAAUACAAUGGGAUUUCCGAAGUGCUGGCUCUUGCUGUGCCUUCUGCUGGGGAUCUCUAUAUCAGCGUCCCAGGGAAAGAUCUACCCGAGGGACAUUUUCCGAAAGAUUCCCAAAUUUCGACGCGUCUGGGGAGGAGUGGAGUCGAACACGGGACCCAACUUUGGGGGCUGGCUGCUGCGGAUCCUGAACAGUAAUGGGAACUUUGCCUGCGGGGGAGCCUACUACGCCCCGCUGCUCGUGAUCACCUCGGCGAAUUGUAUAUAUCCCUAUAGGAAUAGUAUUGAAGGGGCCACGGUGGAGGGCACCGCGUACUCCAAGUGCGAUAAAGAGAACAUAGCCGAGAUCGAUACCAUCCAGUUUCCCGAGAGAUUCAUCUACCACAAGCUCUACAUGGACGUGGCCCUCAUACGGCUGAAGGAACCGAUCAAGGGCCGACUCACCGAGUUCAUCAGGCUGUGCUCGGUGAAAGUGCAGCCGGGCAUGAAGAUGGUGGUCUUCGGGUGGGGUUACGACAGCUUCAUAGUGCAGAAACCCUCUUCGGACCCGCGAAACUCAUCAGUCACGGUUAUAUCCGUUAAGGAGUGCCGUCGGAAGUUCAGAACGGGCCUGAAGCUUUCGAGCACCUCGCUCUGCGUAAAGCAGCCCCCAAAUCAAAGGCAGUGCCUCUACGACGGCGGGAGUCCGAUGAUCUACAACAGGGAACUCUGCGGCGUGGUGUCCUUCGGAUCCAACUGCCAGGACAACUCCAAGCCCGGCAUGUACACCAAUAUCAGACGCGUGUCCCGGUUCAUUAGGGAAACCGAGGAGGGCAUUAAUGCCGGCUAUAUCUUCAGGUCCCCCAGACACCAUGAGAAAGAACCUCACAAAAGAAAGUCGACCACAGAGGUGAAGGGAACCAAAGCGAAAAUUGUACCAAAGACAACUAAAAAUUUGCCAAAGACAACCACUGUGGAUCCCUUGGAAGCGAUGGUGUGCUGA
Molecule: messenger RNA, 1003 nt
Organism: Drosophila suzukii
Lineage: Eukaryota; Metazoa; Arthropoda; Insecta; Diptera; Drosophilidae
Product: seminase
Biological process (GO): proteolysis
Molecular function (GO): serine-type endopeptidase activity
Source: RefSeq, a predicted model, not a curated record